AUGAGGCUCAGCGUAGCCACCUUGCUUCUCCUGCUGGCCAGCUGCCUCUCUCCAGGCCACGGUAUCCUGGAGGCCCAUUACACAAAUGUCAAGUGCAGAUGUCCCAGAACAAGCUUGGCCUUUAUCUCUCCAAACCUCAUAGAGCAGAUUCAAAUCAUACCUCCAGGGAAUGGCUGCCCAAAGACUGAAGUCGUGAUCUGGAUGAAAACUAAGAAGAUUCUAUGUGUGAACCUUCUCGCCAGAUGGUUACAAAAAGUAUUCAAAGCUGUACAGAGCAAAAAUAUAUUUUCAGCUCCUCCAGCUCCAGUGAGCAAGAGAAGGACUACCUGA
Onychomys torridus (southern grasshopper mouse) is the source of this 330-nucleotide messenger RNA. Its product is annotated as C-X-C motif chemokine 13-like. Gene Ontology annotation, cellular component: extracellular region. Gene Ontology annotation, biological process: cellular response to lipopolysaccharide; inflammatory response; antimicrobial humoral immune response mediated by antimicrobial peptide. The transcript is spliced from 4 exons. Gene Ontology annotation, molecular function: CXCR chemokine receptor binding; chemokine activity. Lineage: Eukaryota; Metazoa; Chordata; Mammalia; Rodentia; Cricetidae. The record is from RefSeq and is a predicted model, not a curated record. Bases 1 to 330 code for a protein of 109 amino acids.